Messenger RNA from Sitophilus oryzae (rice weevil), 832 nucleotides. RefSeq lists its product as uncharacterized. The transcript has 3 exons. The record is from RefSeq and is a predicted model, not a curated record. NCBI's taxonomy places the organism in Eukaryota, Metazoa, Arthropoda, Insecta, Coleoptera, Curculionidae. The annotation marks the transcript as partial.
GUCAUCAGAUUUCAAAAAUAUAUGACGGUAACUUGUGUUAAUUUUAUGGAAAAUAUAAAUAGUCUGACAUAAUCUGUCAAGCAUUUACAGUAUACAUUCUCCAGUAUCAUAAAAUAAGUCUGCUACUGAAUAUAUAAAGAUGUCCAAAUUAUAUAUUUAUGAACCAAUAUCACGAGGUACUGACAACGCCAUAAACCAAGACGAACUGCAAUGGAACGGAAGCGAUGAGGCAGAUGAAGACGAUGAUGCACCAACACUGAUGAGCGAACCGCCCACACUUGGACACAGAUCCAUGUCAUUAAUUUCGGAUGUGCAAAGUAGAUUACUGGACUCUCCGAACACCUUUUCACUAUUAACCGGGCACCGGCAAAAGAGGACUUCGGCAAUUGUGGAUUUAUUCGCAAACCAUAUCGUUUUUAAACAUAACCAAGUCAAUGUGUUGAAAACUAAACAGUCUUUUGUAGAAAAAUGGGAAGUGUUUCCACGUCAACAAUUAUAUCAGAAGCCACCUGUCAUCAAGUUUCUCUCGCCGAAUUCUGGAAAAUGCCAAGGAAAGUCUUGUAUGGGUUUGUUUUACAGUCAAAACUUAAGCGUUGUCUCCGAUCAGCAACUGCCAAAUGCCAAUAUUUGUAAGGACUUUUUGGAGGUUGUUGACAUAUCUAAACUGGUGGUCAACGAUAUUUUACAAAAAGCUACAGACAGGGGACAGUGUAUUUUCCAUCCUCCUCUGACAACAGACGUGGAAGGGUGUAUACCUCCGAGAGUAUACACUCUUCCACGUACGGAGAACCACAUGCCCUUCACACUCAAGGAGCUUCCGGCUGAGGUACCC